Molecule: messenger RNA, 4087 nt
Organism: Trametes versicolor FP-101664 SS1
Lineage: Eukaryota; Fungi; Basidiomycota; Agaricomycetes; Polyporales; Polyporaceae
Product: SAICAR synthase-like protein
Exons: 3
Coding region: 159-3707 (1182 amino acids)
Biological process (GO): inositol phosphate biosynthetic process; phosphatidylinositol phosphate biosynthetic process
Cellular component (GO): nucleus; cytoplasm
Molecular function (GO): inositol hexakisphosphate kinase activity
Source: RefSeq, a predicted model, not a curated record
GCUCUGACAAUAUACGCCGCAAGCGCGCCCGCCACGGUGGCCUUGACAGCGACUCCGAUGGCUCAGGGAAUGAAACUCAACAUGCCUCCCCAGGGCCGGCAUCGCUCCGCGCCGCAUACAAGAAGGCUUUCCGCCGAGCGUCAGAGCGCGCCCUAACGAUGCCCUCCUCGCGUACGUCCAAAAAGUCUGAGCUUUUUCAUCCUAGUUCGCCCGCUAGGCUCGUACGCGCACCAUCGCGGAGAUCUCCCUCACCCGCCUACUCCAGCUCUUCCUCCAGCCCGAUCCGCGUCCCACUACCCUCCUCGGCUUCGGGGAGAGGCCGCAAGGUCGCCGCUUCUCUCGAUCUCUUCAAGGAGACUGCGCCCAGUCCAACAGUAGAGAAGGAUGAGGUCGAAGCGUUCGAGCUUCCCAGGCCAGACUCUCCCCGCGCGAAGCGCAGGGGUGGCGUCCCUGUGGAAGCGGUUGGCGAGGCCCAGUUCGAGUUCGUCAAGCGGUCGGAUUGGCCUGACCGCGAAGCGGCCGCUGUUCGCAGGGAGAAGAGCACGACUGGGCUGGAACGUGUCCGGACGCGCGAGAGUACCAGUUCGCUUGUCAGCUUGCGCGAACAAGAUUACAGGAGACGAAAGGAGCGGACAUUGUCUCGACGCGAUACGGUGCUCAAUGACCUCGUACAAUGGCGAGCAGCGGUUCAAGCCGGGCGCGACGAGGAUGGCCGCGGCAGACCACGAGAGCGAAGCAUGUGGAUCGAAGACACGCCCCCGGAUGGGGUCGCCGCUUCUCCUGGAUCCGACUCGACUGUGUCCUCCGCCUCUACGCAUUAUCAAGAGAAUGAUGCUCUUCGAUCACCUAUCCGAGCUCGCUUUCCUCCCUCACCAUCCUCCCAUUCGCCUAUCGCCGAGCUUCACCGACCACCACAUCCACCGGCUCAGCGCACGGUCUCGCCUCUCGAUCUCCAUGAAGUUCCUCCACCUGUACGUCGCGGCCCGACACGGUCACGUUCCCGCCAGACGCCCAUUGAGACGCCAUUCGCGGUCCAACAAAUCCCGCAGUAUCCACAUCCCCUCGAUUCUCCAUGGUCCACCGACGAUGAAUCAGCAUGGGAGACUGCUUCGGUAACCACUACGACGUCGACGACAUCCGCAUCGUCACCCUUUCCUCUGUCUCCGUCGCGGACAAGCCCACAUCCACAGCCCCAUGUCCAUCGAGGCAGUGAUGAGGACGAUGAACGUCACCAUCCAGCACUGCUAUCUCCUUAUGAAGAUAUGAACUUUGGCUCAGAUAGCGGAGACGGUGCUGCAGGCGGGGACAUCGCUAGCAACCUCGAUCUGUUUGGGUUCUCGCAAGAGAGCUUGCCGCAUAUUCCUUUGCGGCCCUUUCGAAAUCAGGUGGGCGGCCACAGCGCCAUUUACAAAUUCACUAAGCGCGCUGUCUGCAAGCCUCUGGUUUCUCGCGAGAAUCUGUUUUACGAAGCGGUGGAACGCGAGGCUCCGCCGCUCCUCGAGUUCAUUCCACGCUACCUCGGCGUCAUGCUCGUGAGUUACCGCAAGGUCCCGAAGAGCUCCAGCGUCUCCCCCAAGAUGUCGACCACCGAGAAGCCGCUGUCUAUCAAUGACGGCUUGAGAGCCCGUCGACCCCUCCUGGCCAAGGCUCAGAGCGACUUCGCGAAGUCAGGGUCUGGCGAUCCGCAGAGCGAAUCACCGGAACGUGCCGGGGGCGACACCGACGUCGAGGAGGCUGAGCUACCAGAGGUCGCCCUCGACUACAACCGGCACAUUAUCCCACAGUGGUUGUUGCGUGGUUCCCGGCACCGCUCCAUGUCGCACUCCUUCGCGUCGCAUCCAGGACGACCUGUGGACCUUCGUCUGGGGCGGCCGCACUUGUCCGCUAUGACUGCGUCGAGCCCUGAUCUCGGGCUCGCAACUUACCGUUCGCGCCAGUUCGGCUGCGGCUCUUCGUCCCAGCGCCAUCCCACUAGCAGGCUGGCGUACUCUGCCAACAUGGAAGAGGCCGACACACGAACCCCCACGAACUCCCCGCGCCAGUCUAUCGUUCCUGUCGCACGGAGUAUAUCCGCGCAAGGAUCAAUGUCGCCCGUGAGCUCGUUCCAGAACGGGUUCUUCGGCGGGACCGGCUCCACCGUCGUCAACACGAGGUUCAAGGACCAUGUCUUCAGCACGCUCUUGAAACGCUUGUCGAAGCGGGUCUCAGGGCGCGUUUCGAUGAGCGCGAGGGUGGACGACGACGGGGACACUGCAGACGUCGAGGGCGAUGGACCGUCGUUUAGCGACGGUAUGCACUCUUGGCAACGGAAGAAGAAGCUCAGCAGGGUCGAGCGGCUGCGGCAGGAGGAGUGCAGUAUUCUUGGGCAGCCGCUGCGGCGGGUGCAGAGCGAGCGGCAGAUUAGCAACCUCGGACAGUACCCCACGCAUCCACAGCAACAGCACGACGCACCGUCGGAAAUCUUCGACUUCGAGUCUUCGCAGGACAAUGGGCUGCCUCCUCUUUCGCCGUCGUCAUCCUCGCGCGCGCCAUCCCAGCAGUAUGAAGACGGCCAGUCGUUCGCUGCCCGCUCGUACCGCCGGAGCCGCUCGCGCUCGCACGAGCCGUACCUCUCGAGCGUCCCGGAGCCGUUUCCGCUCGUCGAGCCGCACGCACCUUCGCAGUGCCGUGAGGCAGACCCGGCGGUUACGCGCCAGAACCACUUCAUCUUGAUGGAGGACCUCACAGGGCGGCUCAAGUACUCGUGCGUGCUCGACCUCAAGAUGGGCACGCGCCAGUACGGCAUGGAUGCGACCCCGGCGAAGAAGAAGAGCCAGCGCAAGAAGUGCGACCGGACGACGAGCAGGCGGCUGGGAGUGCGUGUAUGCGGGAUGCAGGUUUGGAACCACGUCACCCAGUCGUACGUGACGCAGGACAAGUACAAGGGGCGCGAGGUCCGACCCGAGGACUUCCCCUCGGUGCUCGCGUCGUUCCUCCAGGAUGGCGAGCGCCUGCUCGUGUACCAGAUCCCCGUCAUCCUGCGCAAGCUCUACGCGCUCGCGCGCAUUGUCAACCGGCUGAAGGGCUUCCGCUUUUACGGCUGUUCGUUGCUCAUGAUCUACGACGGCGACCGCGAAGCGCAGGAGGCGUUCCGCGCAUCCGUGCUCGAGAACCCGUCCGCGCGGAGCAAGCGCGGGGAGUCGCUCGAGCGCCAGCUCGACGUGCGCACGGCCGGCGACGGCAGCUCGCAACGGCCUGCGCUGCGCCGUUCGCACAGCGAGGACCUGCUCGUCGGGCCCGUCGCGGACCGCAGCAGUCGCCGGCGGAAGCGCGGCGAGGUGCAGAUCCGGCUCGUCGACUUUGCGCACACGACGACGGGGCGCGACUGGCUGCCGCACCCGCCGCCGAGCGGGGACGUCGAGGAGGUGACGAGCGGGAAGGGCUACCAGGCGGACGUGGACCCGGAGACGGGGCUCAUCUACGCGCGCUUCCCGCCGCACUACCCGGACACGCCAGACCGCGGCUUCCUGUUCGGGCUCAUGAACCUCGCGGAGACGUUGGAGCGGAUAUGGAACGAGGAGCGGCUGCGGCGGAUCAAGUGCUCGCGCGACGAUCCCGCGGCGGUCGCGGACCAGCUGCCGCCGUUGUCGACGGACGGGAAGGAGAUCUUUGACGAGAUAUUCAGGACGGAGGACGGCGAGGAGGAUCUCGGGAUGCUUUCGACUUGAGGGCUCUUCGGGUGUGCUUGUCCUCGGUUUCGCGCGCACAUAUGGCAGGGUCGGUUUGUACAUGCACCCGCCUUUUUUCAUCUAUCGUUUCUUGUAUGUUCUUGGGCAUGCUUCUGCAGUCUCUGUCUCAGCCCCACACGUUCUACCCAUCUCUCUCUCUCUCUCUCGUCCUGCCGCGCUCUUUUCCUUUAUCGUUAAGCUGUCCCUCGUGUCAUUGUGUCUGCAUUGUUUUUUUGCGCAUGCAUCAUCCAUGAACGUUAGAUAACACUCCCACUCUCCUCGUCCACGGUGUAUAUGUAUCAGCACCCAGUACUUAUGCUACCAACAUCGUACAUAAUGUCCCCCGCAAUCCUCCUUUCCUUCAAUUUACUUAUGUCCCG